AUGCGCCAGGGCGCCACCAGUGGCUCUGCCUGGAUGGUCAAAGCACUGGUCAGAGUCCUUCUUGCUAAGUCAGGCAGCCACGCAGAUAUCCCUUGGGUGGCUUGCUCAGUGGCAGCCUGUCCCCUCCCUGCCCCGCAGUACCACGGCAGCCUGGCGUCCCUCAAUGGGCUGGAGGUGCACCUGAACGAGACGCUGCCCCGGGACCAGGCGGCCCCCACGGCCAGAGCCUAUGGCUUCGCGCACUACGACCGCGUCCAGAACGUGCUGGCGGCCAACCUGCCACAGGUGGCCACAGCCCAGGACCGCCGCUUCCUCCAGGCCGUCAGCCUGAUGCAUUCCGACUUCGCCCGGCUGCCCGCGCUGUACGAAGUGACCGUCAGGAAUGCCUCCACGGCUGUGUACGCCUGCUGCAGCCCCGUCCAGGAAACCUAUUUCCAGCAGCUGGCGUCGGCGGGGCGGAGCUCCGGCUUCCCGAGUCCGCAGGACGGUGCCUUCAGCCUCCCGGGCAAAGCCAAGCAGAAGCUGCUGAAGCACGGGGUGAACUUACUUUGAACCGUGGGUUCCUGACCCCAGCAGAUGACUCUCACAUCGAAUCCCAGCAAAGGAAGCUCUGCCUUGUUAAAUGGAAAAGUCCCUCUAUUUUGUUUUCCUUGGAAGAGUCCCUUGUUUUUAGGAAUGUAAUGAUAUUUGAGUGUUUGUUGCCCCUUCUGCAGAUUGGCGUUGGAGGAGGUAGCCCUCCGGGUCAGCAGACCUAGAGCACGUGGUAAAGACCUUGAUGAUGUGGGCAGCACCGCGGCCAGACUGGGCGCCUUGGCUCCUUACACCCAGGGGGCACAGGGCCAGUGAGUCCCCCUGUCACACUGAGCCCCGGGCACCUGACACUUCUUGCUGCUGUUCCACCGCAGCCUUAACUAGGACCAUAAAAACCCAGGUGGGCGUUUUUUCUAGAACCAGGUUGGCCCUGUCUGGAGUAUUUGUCCAGCCCUGCCUCCAGGGGGCCGGUCUGAGGUGUGACUGCCCAGCCAGGAGACGGACUUGUCAGCGAGCAGACCGGAGCUCCCACUUCUCAGGUUAUCUUCAGAGCUGUCCUUCUGGGAGGCCGGGACGCCUAGUGCAGCGAAGCAGUCAGGGAUGCUGAAACCACCUGUUUGGAUCGUCUGGAACUAUAUUCAAAAUGAGGAGCCUGUUCUUUGGCUUACCCGUAGUGGGGGCAGAUCUCAAUGACGUGGAAGGGAGUUUGGGGUGCCGGGACCGAGAGCUGGGUGACGACAGGCCAGACUGGGCCCCUUGGUUGGAAGUGGGCUGUGCUGCUGGUUCCUCCCGAGUGAGUGUCCCAAACGGGAGUUUCUGAAAGGUUUUGGUGCAAAAGCAGAACUGUGCUUUUCAGCGGUGGCUGCGUGAAAGGGAACAGCGUUCGUCUGUGUGUUGCCGGGCUGGAGUAGUACGAGAACAUCAGUUCUGUUACGUUAUAGUCUGACAUUUUAUGAUGAUACGAUGCAGAUCACAGGAUGAAAAUAUUUCACAAAAUCCUAACCAGAUGUUUACUGGAAGUGCCUGAGAUUCCAUUUGAAAAUUGUGAUGUUAAUAACUUCACGUCAGUGAACCAUUAUCUCAUGUUUCUGACAUGGUGUCUUUUUCCGGAAACAAGUUUCUAAGGGCUAAAAAUAAAAUAGCCAAAAACACUAAUGAGUUCUGAGUAACAGUAACAUCUCUAGUGACAAAGUAAGGAUGAAGGUAUGUAUGUACAUAUGUACAUGUGUGUAUAUUUCACGUGGUCACAUUUCUCUUUGCCCUGCCUGAUCCAGCCUGGCCAGGUGAGGAAGAGUGCGUGUCAGAACGGUCUGUGCGAGGGUGGCGGGCUGUUCCAGGGAGCGCCAGCUUCAGCGUGGCUGGACCGCACACCAGGCCCAUGUCACCCUUUCUGUCACCUCUCUGGGGUCCGUCCUGCCACUGGCUGGCCUAAGAGAGCUUCCCAGAUGGAGGAGGACCACACCUCAAGCUAGGAGAAAUGUACAAUGUCCUACUUCUCUGCCUGAUUCUCCAAGGAAAAGUCCCUUACAAAUCCCGGGCCCAAGCUUUCAAGGAACAUUCCCAUGACUGACUUACACAGAACUUGUUCCCUUUCUGUCCUGGGGUAUUUUCAAGCAUCCACACUUUUUUUCCUCUUGCCACUGAAGCUCCAGAAUUGGGAGAUCUCCAAGUCCUGAGUUUGGUGAAAUUCUGACCUGUUACGUGUUGACACAGGGACAGAACUUGGAGCCCCCGAGCCCUUUUUCAUCUGCCCCCCGCCCGGUACCUCGGCUAACUACCUGGGCUCAAGGACUCUUCCAAACAAAUUCUGCUUCACAAGGAACUCUCCCGCCUGUCUCUGAGCCCCUUCCUUGCUGUCAGGCCAUUGGCAGAGCUUAAUCUCCUCUGUUUUGCUUUCAGAAACCUCUCUUCCCAUCUAAUUUCCCAGGGCUGCUGUUGAGCCUCAAAUGUGUGUAAUACAAAAUGUUUGUUUCUGAGAAUCAGUGCUCGAGGCAGCCCGGUGCUUCCGUCUGAGCUGAGUCUCCGCGCUCACAGGUAUGAGGUCCUGUGAUCUCAGGUCCGCACAGCAGAAUGUGAGACCUGCAUGCGACGGCCAUUCUAAAAUAAGUCCACAAUUUCUUUGCUACAAAUUAGGGACCUGAUUCUCCCCCCGAGUGUGGGCUGUACUUCGUGAUCCAUUUUUAAUGACGAGAACGUGGCAAACAUGACAGUGUGACUUCUGAGAGUAGGUUACAAAACAUCACAGCUGCCGCCUCUCUCUCAGUUCACCUAUUCUGGGGAGAAGCUGACAUCCGGGCAGCCCUAUGGAGAAUCCCUCGUGGCGAGGGUCUCCUGCCCAUGGCCGCGUGAGUGAGCCUUCUUGGAAGCAGGUCCCCCAGCCCGGCUGCCUUCAGAGGACUGCAGCCCCUGCCGACAUGUGACUUAACCUCGUAAGAAUCAGCCAGAACCAUCAAGCCGAACCACUUCUGAACUCCUAGCCCUCCGGAAUUGUGGGAGAUAAUAAAUGUGUGUUGUUUUAAGCCACUCU
This is a messenger RNA of Physeter macrocephalus (sperm whale), 3058 nucleotides long. Its product is annotated as Bprotein-3 complex member HPS4-like. The record is from RefSeq and is a predicted model, not a curated record. Gene Ontology annotation, biological process: vesicle-mediated transport; melanosome assembly; protein targeting. Gene Ontology annotation, molecular function: small GTPase binding; guanyl-nucleotide exchange factor activity. Lineage: Eukaryota; Metazoa; Chordata; Mammalia; Artiodactyla; Physeteridae. Gene Ontology annotation, cellular component: lysosomal membrane; cytoplasmic vesicle; BLOC-3 complex. The transcript has 4 exons. The coding region runs from base 1 to 552 and encodes 183 amino acids.